AGCCUCCUCCUUCAGGUGGGAGCUGCUGCAGGUCGACAGCAACUAAACUUCUCUACAUUUCCCCUCACUGGUCCAGUGGAGCGUCUUCAGUUGGAUCACCGAGGACAGCAGGGAGGUCUGGUAAGCUGGCAUCCGAGAAAACAGACCAGCACCCACGGGUACAAACUGACCCAGACUCCGCCAACUUCCUCUAGUGACUUUUCACGGAAAUGUUUCACCUGAAGUUUUCCGUCGGACGGUGAAAAGUUUGGCGCUGGACAGGGAAGGAAGCAGAGAGGAUACACUUCAAAUGGAGAGAGGCUGAACCAACCCAUCCGGACCAGAACGUUCUACGAGGCGAUUCUGACAUUGUCCAGAUUGGACUGAUAAAAGGCUGUAGCUCCAGUGUGAGGUGCCAUGUCAAACCGUGACUCCCUGGGGUUCGGGGAACUGAUCCCCCAGGAUGUGCAGGACAUUUUUGCCCAUAAGAAGCACAGCACCAGGAGCAGGAAGAAGCGCAGCCACUCGCUGGGCCGUGCUCUGGGUUGGCUGAAGGGAAAGAAGAGAAAGGAUCUGGGCUCUAAGGGGCAGAGUCUGGGACUGGGUCCUGCACUUGAUCUGGCUUUGGAUGGGCACCCUGCUGGGCAUCAGGGAGGACACAAGUCGGGGAGGCAGGCUCAUCAACAAGCUGUCCAGAAGCGAAUCAUUGACGAUGACAGGAACCCUGCCACCCAGCUGUUCCAGGAGAACGUGUUCAUCGAGGCCAGCAGGCCUGAGUACCUGGAGAACCUCCACACCGAGGCCCUGGAGGGGUUAAAAAUGAUGCAGCAGGAAGAAACCAGCAAUGGAGUGGAGUUUCGGGACAAUGAAAGCACGAUUUCGAACAUGACGGUGCACACAGAUGGGGAAGGUGGAGGUUUUAUGACAGACAGCACUAUAGCUGACACCACUUCUGUUGUCUCUGUAAAAUCAUCGGUGUCCACAAGAUCAUCCCGCUCUGGACUCACCAGGCAAGAAUCAACUUUCAGGCCCUUGAACUCUGGAAAAAAGUCCAAGACGAGGAGAAAACACAGGAGGACUGUUGUGGGUAUCCCCCAACAUGUUCAGAGAGAACUUGGCCUGGACAGAGUGGGCUGGACACUGGCAGUGAAUGAGGAUCAGCUUUAUAACGGUGAAACUGAUGAAAGCCCAACUACUGAUGGUCUGCAGCAGGCAGCACAAACAGCGGCCGGUAAAGCCAUCCAUCCCCUCAGCAAAGACCAGCUAGAUCAGCUGGCUGCCUCUCACGCUGCUAACAGUGAUGACCUGUCCAUGACUGUCUCUUGGAUGACCAAUGCCAACAGCCUCCAACAGGAGCUGCCCAGCCCCGUCAUAACCAUGUCCCCGCAGGCCGCCUACAUGUCCAAAAUCAUCCCAAAUGCUGUCUUGCCUCCUUCUAUCGACGUGGUGGAGAUCAGCCGUGGGCGGAGUCGUAAUAGUGUCCGCACUGUCAGCAAAAGCAGCCUGGUGCUGUCAAGCCCUGCUACCUCGCGAGCAUCCUCUAGAGCCUCUACAAGAACCACUUCCUCCAAAGCAUCCACCAUCACAUCCGCCUCCCGCCAAAACCAUCCCAAUAUGUCUGACAGCUCUUGUUGGAGCAACUCUGAGUCCUCUGACACAUUAGUGUCUGACUCCUCCACCAUCUCAAGCAGCAGCACCCCCAGACAAAAGAGGUCUCAGGAUGGAGAUGCGUCUGCCAAAGAGGACAAAAUCAGCAUCCACUCAUCCAUCAGUAAGGCCUCAAGAGGCACCUCCAAUGGCAAGCUUGUUAGUAAAGGAAAGGAGGUGAAUAAAGAUGGGCAGUUUGUGCGAAGCCUCUCUGUUAUGAAGCCAAAGAGGGCUCCUCCUCCUCCAAACCGUUCUUAUUCUCUUCACAACAAGAUGAAGAGACGUUCACGGGACCUGGCAGAUAUUAAGGUUAUUCCAGCAGAGGAAAAUGAAAAAAACAAAUCAGGAUCUUCUCCUAUGUCCUCAAAAACCAUAGACAGUCCUGGAUACAAUGCUGACACUAGUUCUCUGGAAGAUUCGACAGGUUCUGUAUCAUUCAGUCCUGUUAGAUCCCAGCUGAACACACUGAAAGAGGUAGAAGCUGCACAGGUUGAUGAAACAGAUUCCAAAGAUGCUUCACAAGGGCAGAGCAAAAUAGUCUCCCCAUCCAGUGGCUACUCAAGCCAAGAGGGCACAACAGCACAGUCUUUAAAACAGUCCCACAGCUCCUCUCCGAGGCACAAGAGAGGCCUCUUGGCCAAGCUUAAAACACUUUUUCCUGGAUCUUCUUCUGCAUCACCUACACCCCCCCUCACACAACCAGAAGCCCCUAAAAACACAAAAGUCACUCAGGACACCUCAGUCGAUGCAACGAGUCCAUCUGUAAGGGCCUUGAGAGAACUCUUCAACAUUCCUCCACAUCCCAAAGUCCACGCACCCCCACCCCCUCCUCCAGAGGUGUGGGUUCACAGCAGGCGGUCCAUUGAGUUGCUGCUGGGACCUCCGGUGCCUGAUAAUGUAUAUGCCAUAAUCAAGAAGAAUCCAAAAGACAGGAGGCAACACAGGCAGUCUCCUACUGCAUCCGCAGAGGGCUCAGUGAAAGUGGAAAGAAAGCACAAGACAGAGACGAAGAAACUUCAAGAAAGUGUGAUUUUGAACGCAGAGGUUCACAAAGAGAACGAUGACAGACUGGCCGAGCAGUGUGUUGGUUUGAAAGUGACGGAAAAGGAUGAGAAAGUUCUAGCAAGUGACAUUUUAAACGGGUUGUUAGCGAAAGCUAUAGUGAACCGAGAAGAACGACUUGCAGCAAGAGAAGAAACUAAAACCAGCUCCACCCAAGUCACAGAGGUGAAGAGUAAGACUAACACAUUACCUGCCCAUUCAUCAUUAAGUCUUCACAUUCCUCCACCCUCCAAAAAGACUACAGCAGUCGUAUCUCCAGAGUCGUCCUGGCCUCCACCCCCUCCACCUAUUGGACAAGUCGUUGUUACAGAUGAGAUUGACUACCCUCUCCCGCCUCCGCCCAUGUUCGGAGAGGGGUUGAUCCCACCUGUUCAGGUGCCACCAGAGAGCUCCAAUCCUGGUGGAGACUCCUCUUCUACAACUACAUCCCUGAGCAUCCCACCACCCCCAUCAUAUACGGCCCCGCCUCCACCAGUGGGAGCAGUGACCCCUACUACACUCAAGAGGCUCUCUCCUCUACCACCCAUUCAAGAGGUUCCUUCUUCUCCGCCACAUGGUGAGGUUUCUCCACCACAACCACCUUUAGUGGUUUCUCCGCCUUUGCCACCCCCACCACCUUUAGAGGUUUCUCCUCCACCAAAGCUCAAAGAAGUUACUCCCCCUCCACCACCACUCAAAGAAGCUGUUCCACCCCCACCACCUUUAGAGGUUUCUCCUCCACCUAAAGAAGUGACUCCUCCACCACUACCUAAAGAAGUUAUUCCACCCCCACCACCCAUAGAGGUGUCUUGUCCACCUAAAGAAGUAACUCUUCCACCAUCACCACCUAAGGAAGUUACUCCUCCACCUCCACCUAAAAAAGUUACUCCUCCACCACCACCCAAUGAAGUUAUACUACCCCCACCAACUAUAGAGGCGUCUUCACCACCCAAAGAAGUAUCUUCACCACCACCACCCAUAGAGUUUUCUCCACCACCCAAAGAAGUAACUUCACCACCACCACCCAUAGAGUUUUCUCCACCACCCAAAGAAGUAUCUUCACCACCACCACCCAUAGAGUUUUCUCCACCACCCAAAGAAGUAUCUUCACCACCACCACCACCCAUAGAGGUGUCUCCUCCCCCUCCACAAACCACCACAGUUGUCACAGUGAUUCCUCCUCCUCCACCAGCUCAAGAAGCCGUUCCUCCACCAGUUAUCGAGGUCUCCCCCCUGCCACCUAAAGAGACCUCCACUCUGCCCACUGAAGAGGUUUCUCCUCCAUCUUCUCAAGAGAAUGCUCCUGUAUCUUUAGAAGAGACGCCACCUGUUGGCAUGCUCAUACCACCACAAAGUAUCCCUCCUCCACCUACACAUCCCCAGCAGGAGAGUGAUCCACCACAGGAGAAAAUCCCAUCUGAACCUGAAUCAGGUAACAGUAUUCUCGCUCCUCCUGAGAGUAUUCCACCUCCACCUCCUGCACAGCCUGAGGAAGCAUGCCAUAACACCGGUAGUCCAGCACCACAGGAGACCCCUCCUCCACCCCAAUCUGUAGCCUACAUCCCACUUGCUCCUGAGAAGGCUCAAGAGCCUGAACCAUCUCCACCUGCAAACAUUCCUUUACCUCCACCUUUACCAAGUGCUGAGCCCAAACCAAGUGCUUCAAGCACAGAAAAACAAACUCCAGAGCAAACCUCCAGCCCUGUUGUAAAGGAGGAAGCCAUUCCCGUCGUCACCCCCUCCCUACUGCAGAUGGUGAAGCUGCGCUCUGUCAACAGCAGCCCUGAGCCUCCUAAAGCGCCAGAGCAACCCGAGGUGGAGGUCACCAUGAGGAAACAGGUCCCAACUACAUCCACCAGCAGUGAAGCUCCUCAGAAGCCCAUCAGAAGGUCUCUGAUCAUGACCUCACCCAUGUCUCCCACAUCCACGUCUCCACCUGCAGAAGUGGCUCCACAACCCACUCUGCCAAAGUCCCAGUCUCUUGUGAUUCCACCCACAUCUUCUUCACCAGCUCUGUCCCCUACCAAAAAGUCUCCUCCUGCCAUGACUGCGUCUCCCUCCAUGAACCUGCAGGAGGCCAUCCGCCUGAGGACAGCAGCCAGGUCAAAGGAAAACCCCCCAUCUCGCCUCAGCCUGCACUCGCCGACAUCGCCUAAAGAUGUCCAUAAGUCCCCGUCACCGUCCAGCACUGCCAGCUUUAUCUUCUCCAAGAGCAACAGGAGGGUGGUGAUUGACACCAAACCAGUGAUGGAGAAGAACAACGUGGCUGUUUCCUCUGUGACAAAGGUGGAGAGUGGAGUCAAGGUUCCACCACCUGUUGCAAAGAAACCCAAAACAAAAGGCAAAGAGACAGAGGCGAGCGAGGGGACGGAGCAAACUGCAGGACAGGAAGCACAGGAAGAGAGUAACAAGGAUGGUGCAGAGAAAACCAAUGGAACAGCAGGUACUGUUGAAUGAAGAGGGACGCCAUCCACAUGAUUGAAAAGACUUAAAGGGAACUGGGAAGGACACACAGAUGACACUGACUUUGCUGCAAGUUAGUUUGAGUGACAAGAAACUGGAGCUGAGUAUAUACUGCAUGUGGAAAAGUUGUGGAUUUUAAAGACAAUCUUUGGAUUUUGAUGUUAAUGGUGUGGGUGUUAAUUUUCUCAAGUACUCAUUUUGUAUUUCACUAAGAGUAAAUGCAGUGGGUUUCUUUUACCAGAGGGUCUGCAGAGCUUUAAAGUUGUGAGAGAUGGGGUUUUAGCGCCCUCUUGUGUCACACAAUGAUUACUCUUCUGUCCUGCUGAAUCAGAGCUUUUAGUCAGUAAUGAUGGGACUUUUGGGUGCUCAUGUGUAAAUAAAUCAGAUUUUGUACAUUUAGUAUUUCCAGUAAUGGUGGAUCUGUACUACAGAGUCCUGUACUUUUUUCAAGAGAGCUUCCACACCAAUUAUAUUUGUUGAAAAAUAUUAAUUAACUUAAGUUAUUUUUCCUGUUUUAUGUUCAGAGGAGGGUCUCUAUUGACGGAUUGUUUUCUUUUGUGACGUCGUAUUAAAUCCUGGUAUCAUUCAAAGAAAAUUGAAUUGUGUAGCUCUUAAUCAAGUCCAAAUGUUUUGUCCUUCUGAAAAAUCCCACUUUAUUUUUUAUGAUUAAAUCAAUGUGCAUGGCUAUUGCUGUCACAGAAAUGUCAGGUAGACGUGUAAAGCAAGACUAGGAUCAUAUUUGGAUGCACAUUUUCUGCUGCUUUUAGUUACUGAUAACGGAGGCGAUGCCUUUCCUCACCGUUACAGCUCAAACAGAGGGAUAUUCCUGUUUUGAACUAUAAUAUAUUUGAAGCUCAGAGACUUAUGUUCUAAUUGAUUAUUCAUAAUGAAAAGAAUAAAGAUUUAUGGAUGCAUUGAA
Notolabrus celidotus (New Zealand spotty) is the source of this 6049-nucleotide messenger RNA. Its product is annotated as nascent polypeptide-associated complex subunit alpha, muscle-specific form. The coding region runs from base 397 to 5124 and encodes 1575 amino acids. The record is from RefSeq and is a predicted model, not a curated record. The transcript has 9 exons. Lineage: Eukaryota; Metazoa; Chordata; Actinopteri; Labriformes; Labridae. Gene Ontology annotation, biological process: cell differentiation.